ACGAAGCUCAGUCAAAUCACGAACCGCUCGAGUCACGUCACGCCGGUAGUGAGUAGGAAGUUUGUUAUUACUUGGUAAGGUGGAUAUGUUAAGAUGAAUAUCAUCGCACGUGUUUUUAUGAUAGUUGUCAAUACCAGAACAAAAUGAGUGGUCGAAUCCCACUUGAAGAAGAAAGCAUCCAUCUUCUGCACCAAGAUGAUGGUUAUUCAGAAUAUGGCUCUGGUAAUAAUGUGAUCAGAAGAACUUCCACCAGGCGUCGUAGCACAGUCCCAGGGCUUAGUGAUGUAGACUACAUGAGACGAUCUAGAUAUCGUCAGUUUUAUACAGAGGCAAGGUCAAAUGACACUGGACAACUUUACCAAGGUGAUGGAGGCAGGUACCAGGACAGAGGCUCUGUGAAGGAGAGUAUCAACUUCCACCUCCAUUUCCUCCAGAGCUGUAGAGAACAACCCUGGCCCAUGAGGCAGAAAAUACAGGCUGCUGAACAGGCCCGUGAGUUCUUAAGACUACAAACUGGAAGAUUGGAUACUAUAGACAGUUUCCAACACAGACAGCUACAGGCUGUAAGAGAAACUAGCAGAAAGGCUAAUGAUACUAUAUUCAGUCUCUCUAUUUGGAAAGGAAAAAUCAAGAAAAUAGAAGCCUACUUUGGAACUGGUGUGUCGUCCUAUUUUGUUUUUUUGAGAACUUUGCUUUGGCUGAACCUGGUGAUGGGAGUGUUGGUUUUCUGUUUUAUAUCUCUGCCCCAGGUUCUCAUUGGAGAUGGCACUGUUCUGAAUGCGACAUUUGAAUACCAUCUUCUUCUAUGGUUUCUAUGACAGCAGUCGCUAUGUUGGCAGUGCAGACUACAUGCUUCCUCUGGCCUAUUUCAUGACCAACCUGGUUGUUAUUUUGUACUGUGUCAUAUCCAUUGUGAUGAGGAUGUCAGUGAAAUACAAGAAGACUAAGAAGACUGGGACCACAGAAGAUUAUCCUUUCUCCUGGAGGUUAUUCUGUUCCUGGGACCACUCUGUCACCACCAGGGAAGGGGUGAAGGAAAAGAUCUCUGCCAUCAGAACAGACUUCAAGGUAGGUGACACAUCUUCAAGCACCUCUCCUGUAGAUGUCACCACUGGCAAUGACAGUCUCUGUUGCUGGGAGACAGUAGUUGGAGAGGAGAUUUUCAAGGUGGUGUUACUGGAUAUUGCAGCCAGUAUUCUGGCAGUUUUAGGGACUGAUGCUCUCAGAGCUUGCCUGGUCAAAUGUCUUGGUCUUACCCAGAAGCUUGGUUAUGGAGAAUUCAGCAUAGCAACCAGCGUUCUGGAGCUCAUCUAUGGUCAGGGACUUAUUUGGCUGGGUUUGUACUUCUCUCCACUCCUUCCUCUCAUAGCCGUGGUCAAACUGGUCAUCUUGUUCUAUUACCGCUACUACAUGGCUAAACUGACCAAUGUCCCUCCACAGAAGAUGUUCCGGGCGUCCAGAUCUGGAAAUUUUUACCUGGCUCUGUUGUUGACAACAUUGUUAUUGUGUUUGAUACCUGUGGCCCUGGCUGUUAUAGUAAUCCCUCCAUCCAGAGACUGUGGUCCAUUCAGGGCCCUGGACCAUGUGUAUGAUGUACUGUUACAAGAGAUAGGGGUGUUACCCACCUGGCUGCAAGACACCAUCAACAUCAUCCUCAGUCCUGCUGUGUUUGUCCCUGUGAUUAUCAUCCUGAUACUAGUUAUCCUGUAUUACCGUGCACAGGCGUCCUCUUACAGAGAUGUCAUAGCAGACUUGAGAAUGCAGCUCCAUUUUGAGCGGAGUGAAGGAAAACGGAAAGUAUUUGCUGCUGCUGCAAAAAGAGGCCAGAUAAAGAAGGAAGAAAAACCUGUUGAUAACAGUGCACUGGUGGAGCUGCCUGAAGAACCUUGAGGAAAGAAUGAAUAAUUUUAUAUUUUAUUGAAAUUAUAUACAUGGCAGCUUUUCUUGACAUCACUUGUAACUUUAAUGUCAUAAGUGACAGAUGUUUUAAAAAGGGUAAAUUUUAGGUGUCAUGAAGACACCUUGUUUGUGCAAAAAAUGAUCAAAUUCCAAAAAACUUAUUUGAGCUUAUGGUUAAUUUUUAUUAUAAAAUGUACUGUUAUAGAAAAGCAAAAGGUAUUGGGUUAUACUUAUUUUCACGGAUUUAAAACUCAAGCUCAAUCUAACUUUUUAUUUGCUUAAGCUACCUCUGACGAAUAUCAAAUUUUUUUUUUUCAUUUUUGUCAUCCAGAAUAUUUAAAAUGUCUCAAGAUAUCAGGUAAAAUUUCUGCUGUUAUGAACUUAGCAGUGAGGCAAUAACAACAUUUAUAUAUAAUGGCAAAUACACACUUUAUUUCUCUAUAUGUGCAUGAAACAUUUCUCCCGUAACAGGGUGUAACAAAUAUUGUGACACUUCUAAUAGAAAGCCUACAGGGUUCUCCAAAACAUUGUGACCAUAAAAAAUCUACAGCAAAGAACAAAAUGGAAAAUUUGCUGCACACAGCAAUUGAUAAUCUUUGUUUUUAUAUCUUGUCAAGUAAAUGAAUUCAACAAUCCUGGAUAAAUUGAGCUCAAAUUAUAAUUAAGAAUAAUAUUCCAAUACAGAAAAAAUAUUUGAUUCCCUCAUCGAUUGAUGUUUUACCCUAGAAAAGAGACCAACUGGCAAUAAAUUAUCUUAUACUGAA
Lingula anatina is the source of this 2663-nucleotide messenger RNA. Its product is annotated as transmembrane channel-like protein 3. The record is from RefSeq and is a predicted model, not a curated record. Gene Ontology annotation, cellular component: plasma membrane. Gene Ontology annotation, molecular function: mechanosensitive monoatomic ion channel activity. Lineage: Eukaryota; Metazoa; Brachiopoda; Lingulata; Lingulida; Lingulidae.